UCCCCGCCACCGCCUAGCUUGGCCUCAGACUGGGAGCUGCCGCCGCCGAAGCCGCCAUGGGGGUAGAGGGCUGCACCAAGUGUAUCAAAUACCUGCUCUUCGUCUUCAACUUCAUCUUCUGGCUGGCCGGGGGCAUCAUCCUUGGAGUGGCUCUGUGGCUCCGCCAUGACUCGCAGACCACCAACAUCCUCUACCUGCAGCUGGGUGACAAGCAGGCUCCCAACACCUUCUAUGUCGGAAUCUACAUCCUGAUUGCUGUUGGUGCUGUCAUGAUGUUUGUGGGCUUCCUGGGAUGCUACGGCGCAAUCCAGGAGUCACAGUGCCUUCUGGGGACGUUCUUCACCUGCCUGGUGAUCCUGUUUGCCUGUGAGGUUGCAGCUGGAAUCUGGGGAUUUGUCAACAAAGACCAGAUAGCCAAAGACGUGAAGCAGUUCUACGACCAAGCGUUCCAACAGGCGCUCAUGGCAGAUUCAGACUCGAACAACGGGAAGGCUGUGGUGAGGACUUUCCAUGAAACGUUGGACUGCUGUGGUCCUGAUGCUGUGGUUGGAACACUCACUCCUCUGUGGAGAGAUGACCUGUGCUCGAAGGACUUCCUGAAAGGCUUGCUGCAGGCUGAUGCAAGCUGCCACAAAAAGAUUGACGAGCUCUUCUCUGGGAAGCUGUACCUGAUCGGUAUCGCUGCCAUCGUGGUUGCUGUCAUCAUGAUCUUCGAAAUGAUCCUGAGCAUGGUGCUGUGCUGCGGCAUAAGGAACAGCUCCGUCUACUGAGGCGUGAGAGCGGGGAGGGGAAGGGGGGAGCAGGGCAGACGGCGCUGGAGGGGACCCCAAGUGCCACCAAGUGACCAGGAGACAUUUCAACAAAAGACAAAGAAAAAAAUGUACAUAAAUACUUCCAAUAUUACCAUACAGUACUUAUCAUUUUUAUUUUGAAGUACUUUUUUUUUUUUUUUUUUUUUUUUUAAAUAAAUAAAACUUUCCCGUAUCCUUGUGGCUCAGUUAGUUACACAUCACUUUUGUGUGAUAGGGAAAGCUGCUGUAGCAGAUCUAAUCCUUCCUCCCCCUUCCCCAGCCCCAAAAUUCAGAAAUAACAGUGGUGGAGGAUGUACAGAGGAGAAGGCUGCAGCCUGUUAUCAGAAAUCUUUGCCUUGCUUUUUACUAUUUCAGUACAGACUGUUUUUUUUUUAUUGUUAUUAUUAUUUUUAUAUAUGCAUAGUUCGAUGCUGAAGCUGGAUUUAGCUUUUUUGGUCAUUUGUUUUCUUUUCCUACCAUCAUCCUAAUUCCCAGCAUUUCCACACUGUUGUCUGGGAAGGCCAGGAGAGAGGAAGGGGAGCAGACCCAGUUGGCCGGGUGCGAUGUGUCCUGGCGAGAUGGAGGUGAAUGCUCCUCUCAGAUCUGUUUGCAUCGCUAGGUAAUCUCUUACCACAGGUCACACUGACAUUUUUUUACUCUCUGAAGGUAGAUGAUCUUUAUAGUUGUUUUUUUUUUCUUUUUUUUUUUUUUCUUGUUAGUUUUUCUGUAAGCUCUGACUUUAUAAAUUGGCUCAUUUCCAGCGAUCUGUCACGUUGAAGGGUCAGUGGCUGGGGAUGAAUUGAGUCCCGGUUCUUCUAACAGAACAUCCUGAAAACUAAGUUGUUCUAUUUUUUUUUUUUUUUUUUUUUCUUUUUUUAAACCUCACUGAAUGUUUAUA
This is a messenger RNA of Lagopus leucura (white-tailed ptarmigan), 1689 nucleotides long. RefSeq names its product CD81 molecule (gene CD81). The record is from RefSeq and is a predicted model, not a curated record. Gene Ontology annotation, cellular component: membrane. Lineage: Eukaryota; Metazoa; Chordata; Aves; Galliformes; Phasianidae. The transcript has 8 exons. The coding region runs from base 57 to 770 and encodes 237 amino acids.